This is a messenger RNA of Penicillium mononematosum, 2073 nucleotides long. RefSeq names its product beta-glucosidase. The transcript is spliced from 5 exons. Gene Ontology annotation, biological process: glucan catabolic process. Bases 1 to 2073 code for a protein of 690 amino acids. NCBI's taxonomy places the organism in Eukaryota, Fungi, Ascomycota, Eurotiomycetes, Eurotiales, Aspergillaceae. The record is from RefSeq and is a predicted model, not a curated record. Gene Ontology annotation, molecular function: beta-glucosidase activity.
AUGCAGAACCUUCUUCUCUCGGCUCUGGCACUCAGUGCCGCGGCCGAUGCCUAUGGCGCAGGAGCUGCCGGCUGGGAUGCGGCUUACUCAAAGGCCCAAGCAGCCCUUCUCAAGCUAAAUCAGACCGAAAAGGUUGGCAUUGCCACUGGCGUCGGCUGGCAAGGAGGGCCCUGCGUGGGCAACACCUAUGCCCCAAGCUCACUCGACUACCCUUCUUUAUGCCUACAGGACUCGCCCUUGGGAAUUCGCUACGCGAAUCCUGUCACAGCGUUCCUGCGGGUAUCAACGCCGGAGCAACGAAAGAAUCCCGAUGGCGGUAGGAACUGGGAAGGGUUUUCAGUCGACCCAUAUCUUAGUGGGGUUGGUAUGGAAGAGACAAUCCAUGGUAUGCAAGAUUCGGGCGUUCAGGCCUGUGCCAAGCACUGGCUUGGAAACGAGCAAGAGCACAACCGCGAAACCAUGAGCUCUAACAUCGGCGACCGCGCCACGCAUGAGCUGUAUUUAUGGCCGUUUAUGAACGCAGUCAAGGCAAAUGUAGCAUCUGUUAUGUGCUCCUAUAACAAAUUGAACGGGACUUGGGCCUGUGAGAGUGACGCUGUCUUGAACGAGCUAUUGAAGAACGAGCUUGGUUUCCCUGGCUACGUUAUGAGCGACUGGAACGCGCAGCACACGGGUGUCAAUAGUGCCUUGGCUGGACUCGACAUGACGAUGCCCGGCAGUGACUUCAAUAAGCCACCUGGAAGCAUAUUCUGGGGACCAAACCUCGUGGAGGCUGUUACUAAUGGCUCGGUUCCUCAAUCCCGCCUGGAUGAUAUGGCAACACGUAUCCUGGCAGCUUGGUAUCUUCUUGGUCAGGACCAAGGCUACCCUGAGGUCACUUUCAGUUCUUGGAAUGGCGGCAAAGCCACUGUCGACGUGACAGCAGACCAUGCGAGUGUCGUCCGCACGGUCGCCCGUGAUUCCAUUGUCCUGUUGAAGAAUCAGGAGCAUGCUCUACCUCUUAGGAAACCCAAGAGCCUGGCUAUCAUUGGACAGGAUGCCAUCGUCAACCCCGAUGGCCCCAAUGCAUGUGUAGACCGCGGCUGCAACACUGGCACACUGGCUAUGGGGUGGGGCAGUGGUACAGCAGAGUUCCCGGCCCAAAAGGACGGUACGAAAAUUGUCGAGAGUACGACUGACAGCACCACAGCUGCUGCCUCUGCUGCCGCAGCGGCAGAGACUGCCGUGGUCUUCAUUAACGCAGACGCCGGCGAAGGUUACCUUACAGUGGAGGGCAACGUUGGCGACAGAAACAACCUCGACCCCUGGCACAACGGAAACGAGCUCGUCAAGUCCGUCGCAGCGGCGAACAAAAAUGUCAUCGUAGUCGUGCACAGCGUGGGGCCCAUUAUCCUAGAGACUAUCCUGGCACAGCCCUCAGUGAAGGCAAUUGUCUGGGCCGGACUACCGGGUCAAGAAAGCGGAAACGCCUUGGUUGACGUGAUGUAUGGCAGCACAUCCCCGAGCGGCAAACUCCCCUACACGAUUGCCAAGCAGCCCUCAGAUUACGGUGCCGGCUGGAACAGUGCGCUUGUCGACAAUUUCGCUGAAGACCUGUUCAUUGAUUACCGCCACUUCGAUAAGAACGGCAUCGCCCCGCGCUACGAGUUUGGCUAUGGCUUGUCGUAUACGACUUUCAAUUACAGUGGACUCGCGGUUAGCGUUUCUGCCACGGCUGGGCCAUCAAAUGGACCCAUUGUCCCUGGCGGGGCUGAGGAACUUUUCCAGUCGGUCGGCACUGUCUCUGUCAUUGUCGAGAAUACUGGAGACGUAGCUGGUGCUGAAGUUGCUCAGCUCUAUCUUGGCCUUCCAGACUCUGCCCCAAGCACUCCGCCCAAGCAGCUGCGAGGGUUCCAGAAGUUGAAUCUCCAACCGGGAGAACAGGGGACGGCUACUUUCGCGCUUACUCGGCGUGAUCUGAGCUACUGGAAUGUGCAGACACAGAAGUGGGUUGUGCCCAGUGGUACCUUCACUAUCUAUGUUGGAGCCUCCAGUCGGGAUAUUCGCGGGGACGGAAAGUUUACUGUCGCUUAG